AACCUUCAGUAGUAGUUGUUGACAGUGAGGCGAAGGGGAGGUGUCUUGCGGUAAUGUGUGUACUGGAGAUGAUGAGAGUGAAGUGAGUCAUGCUUUCCAUCCUGCUUCUGUACUUUGUAGUUCAGGGAGCAGGUGAGGCUACAGCUGACAGUGGCAAGUCAUCAUGGGAGUGUGUGGCCAUAGAUGGGGUGCGGGUGGCCAAUGGGGAAAUGUUUGUCCCCGGUCCAGACUACUGCACUGUAUGCCGCUGUGAAGAGGGCAAGUACAAGGAGUGCCAGUCAGUGCUCUGCCAGCCUCCUCAGAAUUGCAAGUCAUUCCGCCUGGGUAGAACUUGUUGUGACUUUAUUUGCCUGGAUGACAAAUUGCCCACAUUACCUGAUGCCGAUGGCCCGUCCACUGACCUGGGGCUGCGCAUGGUAGCCUCUGCUGUUACUGCCAUCCUUUCUCUAGCCCUUCUGCUUUUCCUCAUUCAUAGACUGAGGCAGCGUAGACUGAGAGCUCAACAGCAAUAUUAUGAAGACCAGUUGGAUUCUCCUAUUGGACCCAAUCCAGAUUCUUGCCAUAGCAAUGCUUGCUGUCACAAUGCUGCAUACUGUAAUGGCAAUGAUCAUGUGGAUUUCUUUUUAGAUGGCCAAACACCACCAUAUUCUCUCUGGAAACCACCUUCAUUUUAUUUUCCACAUGAAGAUGCUCCCCCACCUUACAGUGAAGUAGUAGAAAGUUCUUUUAGAAUGCCACAGACAAGCUCCUCCUACCCAGCUUUGGGCCCACUUAUGGUGCAGCUUGGACCUGCAAGAGGUGAAUCCUCAGAAGGUAAUGAAGGAGGAGCUCUGGCACUUAUUGGAGCUAUUGGUGGCAGCUACAGAAGUCCUUGCACAUCAACUCAGCCAACAUCUAGAGCUGCUUCCAGCCCUGCCAAACAUUGGGAUGUGACAUUGAGGUCAGAUGAAGUGUAUGAGGAUGUUGAUGUUGAUGAUGUAACUCCAGAGGAUCUUCCCCCACCUUACUAUCCUACCAUUCACCCUCUCAACAACCUGGAUCACAACACUGAGGUGACCAGGGAUACAAUACAAAACAAUAGUGGGAGGAGCUCUGAGGCAGGUGCUCAACCUCAGGACCCUAAUUGUAGGUUGUGUGGACCUGAACAACACCCACUUGCCAGCACCAGCACCAACAGCAGCAAUGUGGAACAGAAUCAGCGUGGAGCCUCUGCCACACCCACCAGAUUACGCCCCAAAGAAGGACACUCCUCAGCCAGUCACAGGGAUGCUGGCCGUACAGCCACCAUGGAACAGUUUCAGCUGCGCCUCAGUAUGGACAUGUCUGACUCCUCACUUUCAUCUGAUGUUCCUACAAGGACAUUUUCCUCAUCUUCUGAAGAUUCUACCUCGAUGGAUAUGACUUCUGAGAUGCGACCCCCAAGAACAUGAAAGCCAACCAUCUGUGUGCAGUACAUCAAUUUUUUGUGUUAGUGUCUAAAUCGUAGAAAUUUUAAAAUUUCAAUGUUGUUUUUUUUAUUUAUUUAUUUAUUUUUGUUUUGUACAUUAUUUCAGUUAAUGUCUUUUUUCUUUACAUGAAAUCUAAAUGGUAGGUUAUAAGUACUAUGAAUUAUGUAUUCCAUCUUACAUUACUUCUUAACUAGACAGUGUAUCAUAUGCAUGUAUUGACUGUGGGAAUUUAGCAAUUUCAUCAUCAUUUUAUAUCAUUGAAGCUAAGAAGCUCAAUAAUUUUUUUAGAUAAGGUUUGUUCAAGAAGUUUAGUGCAAAAUGCAUCUUUAUGCAUAACUAUAGAUACAAGCACUAAUUUAUUAGUUACCUUUAUCAUUAUCCUCUAAGGCCAGUCUAAGUGAAAAUAUCACAAAAUUUUCUUCAGAAAGUAUGAAUACUAAUUUUCAUACAUUGUGUUAAUCACUCCUCACAGUACUAUGCUUUUUUGUCACGGAAUGCUGUGUUGUGGGAGAUACACUCUAAUUUAAGGAGGACAGCUUUCACUAUUCCAUUAUUUUGAAAGGCAGGUUUCAUGGGUCAGCCAUUGUCACCUUAAGGUAGCUUGCCAAACUGUACAUCAAUGUGUAACUUGUAUAUCAGGUCCUUUAUUUUAGAGGUCCUUCCUCAGGAGUUAUCCCAUGUCUUCCUUAGUCUACCCACUGGCAUUCUGCCUUUCCACUCAAAAAAUUUUAUUACACCUUCUAUCAUUCAUAUUCUUCCUCUCUACAUUCCAUAUCAUUGCAUUAUACAUGUUUUCAAUACUUCACUAAUGUUUUAAGUUACAACUAAGCAUCUCAACUCAUUCCAUAAAGAAAAUAUUUUGUCUAGCAAAAAGUAAAUAUUUUAUCACAACUAGCCAACACUACAUAAUUUGUUGGCUGAUAUAUCAUAAAAGUAUUACUAUUGUAUUUGACUGUAUCUUCAUGCAUCACUGUACAUUAAUUGUUAAUUUCAUUUAGUUCAUUACCUGACUGACAUUCUCUUACACAAGAUCAAUCUCAUACAAAAUAGACAAGUUUUUGGAGAUCAGCUAAAAAUUUUUGGAAUAAUGGAUGAAUCUUUAUCAGCCAUCCAGCUGAAGUUUGAUGAGUCAUCAUUGAGCUCUUCAGGAAUAUUUUUUUUUAGCCUGGUUGGAUUGGUUAAGUGUGGACAGUUGAAUUACUCCAUCAUGUAUUCUUUCUCCUGUAAGUCAAGUAUUUCCAAGUGUUAUAUGCCUUUACUUUUUAGUUGGCAACCUUAUUUAUCAUUACAUUAUAUUAUUUUGUCAUCUUUCUACUUCAUCAUCAUCAUCAUUAUCUUUAAUGCCAUUUCAGUUUUUAGGUAGCUUCUGCAAGGGGUAGCUAUAGCAGAAUUAUCUUUUGGAUUCUUGUAAUUUUAUUUAUGUAAAUACCAUGUUACAUUCUUUCACGGUUUGUUAUCUUAUGUAAUGUUUCACUUUUUAAUAUCCUUUCUCUUAUGUAAUGCUAUAUUUGUGUCUUGUUUUGUUAGUUUUUCUUCAUUUGCCCUUUGCUUAAGUUUUCCCAUCUUUUCCAUUUUACAGUUCUGCAGUUCAUUCUUGAAUCCCACUUUGUUUCCAUCAUUUCUUAUCUUCCUCUGUAAGUUUGUCUUUGCAUUGCAUGUAAACUACAUCUUAUAAGGCAUAAAUAAUUUAGAUAAGAUGUUAAGAAAGGAAUUCUAUUAGUUUUAUGAUUUUGCAAUGGUUAUGAAGACAAGUCAUAGAAUACAUUGUGAUGAGAAAGAAAACAAAUUAAGAUGAAUUUUUAGGAGGUAGCAGCAGAAGAAUCUUUGCUUAUGUACUUCUAUCCUAUCAAUCCUUUGCUAAAAGUCCUAUAUAUUCUCUCUCUCUCUCUCUCUCUCUCUCUCUCUCUCUCUCUCUCUCUCUCUCUCUCUCUCUCUCUCUCUCUCUCUCUCUCUCUCUCUCUCUCUCUCUCUCUCUUAUUGUUCAACAUCAUAAAUAUGUGUCCACAUUUUUUUCUUUUAGUACUUCAAAGCUAAGUAUGAGUGGUGACAAAAAAUUAAGAUCUGAAGUGUGUGUGUGUGUGUGUGUGUGUGUUUUUUUUUUUUUUUUUUUUUUUUUAAGAAGUGAUGAUAAUUUUCAUUUUAGAAAAUUCAUUAUAUUUGUCACUUUCAGCUCCAUAGACUUAGGCUACAAUUGUGAUUCACAUGCUACUGAAACUUCAUAUCAGUCCAGGGCCUCCCAUCCCAAUCUUGCAGCCAUCUUUUAUCUCUCCUCUACAUAACUCUUAUUUCUUUUCUUUGUCACAAAGUUGUAAUGCUUGCUCAGAGAUUCUGUGGUUGAUUACGAUUUGCCCCUCCUAGGAAUUUUUGUGUAUGUGUAUGUGGGUACCAGAAUGUUUAAAAUAUGUAAACAGUAUUUAUACUUUACAUAUACAGUAUUUUACUUAAAUCUAUUUAAUUAUAAAACCUUAUACAGUAAUUAUACAUUUACUCUCUCUCUCCC
Portunus trituberculatus (swimming crab) is the source of this 3948-nucleotide messenger RNA. RefSeq lists its product as uncharacterized. The transcript has 7 exons. The record is from RefSeq and is a predicted model, not a curated record. Gene Ontology annotation, cellular component: membrane. Lineage: Eukaryota; Metazoa; Arthropoda; Malacostraca; Decapoda; Portunidae. The coding region runs from base 90 to 1430 and encodes 446 amino acids.